AUGACGAUUCCCAUUGCCAUCGAUACCGGCGGCGUCAAAACAACACUGAACUACUGGGAUCGCCACGAGGCACCGCCCGAGGUUCUAGACUUCACUAAGCCUGGCACCGAGUCAAAAUUCGAAGAAUACCAGAAAACGAUCGAGACGCUUCCGAUCACCAUCCACAACGUCCGCGGGAAAGAGGAUCAAUAUACCCUUGAGAAGAAUGGCUUCCAAUACGUCAAGGACGACAUCCCAGCGCUGGAGGGAUGCGAGACCGAGGACGACGUUCGAGAGGUUUUGUUGCCGGCCACCGAAGAGCUCGUAAACGCCCUCGCCGAAGAUCCGUCCAAGCGCGCUGAUAACAGAGCCCCAGCGCACAGCGUGCACACGGACUUUACGCGCGCAGGCGCGCUGAACCAAUUCAAGACCGUGAUCCGCGACCCGUCCGAACUCGCAAGCCUACAAAAGUCCCGCAUCCUCGCCAUCAACGUCUGGCGGCCGCUCAAGACCAUUAAAAAGGACCCCCUCGCUAUCUUGAAUUGGGCUUCGGUGAACGCAGAGCAGGAUAUUGUGCCGAACAGGAUGAUCAUGAACGAGCACUUUUGGGCCGAGCUGGGGAAAGUGAAGUACGCGGACGGGCAUGAGUGGGUGUAUAUGGAGGGCCAGACGCCGAGCGAGCCGCUGGUGUUUAAGCAGUUUGAUUCGAAGGCGGAGGGGAGCAUGACUGUGCCGCAUUCGGCAUUUGUGGAUCAGAGGUGGGUGGAUGAGGCCGCGAGGGAGAGCAUCGAGAUCAAGAUGUUUGCGUUUGUAGAGGAGUAG
Molecule: messenger RNA, 801 nt
Organism: Trematosphaeria pertusa
Lineage: Eukaryota; Fungi; Ascomycota; Dothideomycetes; Pleosporales; Trematosphaeriaceae
Exons: 2
Coding region: 1-801 (266 amino acids)
Molecular function (GO): oxidoreductase activity
Source: RefSeq, a predicted model, not a curated record